AUGAGUGUUUUCCUUCUUCCGGGAUCCCUCAUUAAUGAGAUAGAGAAACUGUUAAACUCCUUCUGGUGGGGUCAUAAUUCAACGAAUUCUCGAGGAUUGGACUGGCUAUAUUGGGAACGCCUUUCAGUUCCUAAGGUGUUUGGAGGUAUGAGUUUUAAGGGCCUUAAGGCUUUCAAUAUGGCUAUGGUUGGCAAGCAGGCUUGGAAGUUGGUUUCUUCUCCAGAGUCUUUAAUCACUCGUUUAUUCAAAGCUAAAUAUUUUCCUCAAAGUGACUAUUUUGGAGCUAGCAUAGGCCAUAAUCCUAGUUAUGUUUGGCGUAGCAUAUGGACUGCCAAAGACGUGAUUCGACGUGGUUUUCAGUGGAGUAUAGGCACAGGAGAACACAUUCCAGUUUGGGAUCACCCAUGGCUCAGUAAUGCAACACGAAUUUUACCGUAUACUCAUCAUCAUUUGGAGUGUCCAUCUAUUACUGUUUCUGAUUUGUUGGUUACACACCAAAAAUAA
Molecule: messenger RNA, 504 nt
Organism: Medicago truncatula (barrel medic)
Lineage: Eukaryota; Viridiplantae; Streptophyta; Magnoliopsida; Fabales; Fabaceae
Exons: 1
Coding region: 1-504 (167 amino acids)
Source: RefSeq, a predicted model, not a curated record